Pimephales promelas (fathead minnow) is the source of this 1655-nucleotide messenger RNA. Lineage: Eukaryota; Metazoa; Chordata; Actinopteri; Cypriniformes; Leuciscidae. The record is from RefSeq and is a predicted model, not a curated record.
AUGGGGACGGGAGCGCGCACAUGGGGGACGACGACACUUACUCACACCAUUCAAAUAAAAUGCACUGACUACCACAAAACUAAGCGGAAUAAUCUUCAGAAAUGGCAUCUAAAUGAGUAUAGAGAAAUGAGGAGGUUUGUGAAGCUGACUGUCUGUGCUGUGAGGCUGUACAGUGGAGGAAGACCACCUGUCCCGUUAGGAGGAAGAAUCCUCACUGACCCCGAUGACAUCUUUCAGCAUAACAUGUGGGAUCAUGUGCAGUGGACUGAAGAAGAGAGAGAGAAAGCGCAGCAGAAAGCAGAGGAGAACUCGAAAGACAAGAUUCCCCUCGAAGAGCAAUCAAAAUACGACAGAGAAGCUCAUACAUAUUGGGACCGAUUUUAUGAGAUGCACCAGAGCAAGUUCUUCAGAAACCGGAAUUGGCUCUUCACUGAGUUCCCAGAGCUUCUCCCUCCAGACGCUGCAGGAACGGAGUCUGGGAAUGGAGAAAAACACCAGCCCUGCGGUUCCAGCACAUUAACCAGUGAAACGGACACUUUCCCUGGACAACAUGCUGCUUUUAGGAUACUAGAGGUGGGUUGUGGUGUUGGUAACAGUGUGUUUCCCAUCAUCAGCACCAUCAGGGGCAGGAAGGCGUUUCUGUACUGCUGUGACUUCUCAUCUCGAGCCGUUGAGCUCAUCCAGGAGCACCCAGACUACGACCCUGCGGUGUGUCAUGCGUUCGUGCGGGACAUUCGUGACCCGACGUCCCCAUUUCCCUUCCCCCCUGAGAGUUUGGACAUUAUUCUGGUGGUCUUUGUGCUCUCUGCCAUCCACCCAGCACGAGCUCAAGGAGUGGUGAAGAGUUUGGCUGGACAGCUGAAGCCGGGAGGGAUCAUGCUGUUCAGAGACUAUGGCAGAUAUGAUCUGUCACAACUACGAUUCAAAACAGGUCAGUGUUUGUCUGAAAACUUCUACACGCGACAGGACGGAACCUGUGUGUAUUUCUUCACAAAAGACGAGGUUCAUCAUUUGUUUUCUAAUGCUGGUUUGGAGGAGAUUCAGAAUUUGGAAGACAGAAGACUGCAGGUAAACAGAGGGAAGAAGGUGGUAAUGCACAGAGUGUGGAUGCAAAGCAAAUACCGGAAGCCUUAUCUGACUUCAGCAUCAGUCUAGCACACUGAGCUCUACACAAAUGCAGCUACUUAUCAAGGACAUUUACCUUUGUAACAGACCUCAAGUAUAAUAAAUGGUGGAGAUGACACUGUAAAAACAUGAAAAAACAAUCCUUAUUAUAUUUUCUGAUGUGCCACAAUUGUGUUUUGUCAAUAACUCCCAUUUUGUAAUGAAUGCAUUGUCUUUGCAUUAUUAGAUAUUUGAGUGAAUUGUCUUUACGAGUUCUGAAAGUAUGAAAGACCUUUUUACCAUUGCAUAUCAUCAAAUAAUAAUAUGAUUUAAGUUAAAAGAUGUUUGAUUUUUCAAUUUAAGAAUAUUUUCUACUGCUAUGCUGUUUUACUAUUAUUAUUAUAUCAAACCCAUUCAUUUUAUUUGUUCUUUAAACAUGUAUUUGCUCAGGCUUUUUAUAGAAUUGUUUGAGAUGUACAUUGAAUGUUGUUGUUUUAUAUUUGUGAUGGCAAAUUGGUUUCCAAAGAAAUAAAGUUGAUUUAUAAAAUGUU